ACCGCCUCCUCAGACACAUCUGGCAAAACAAGAGGAAAAACUGGGGUUACUGUGAACCAACUCCCAACAGAUAACGAUAUACUUUUCCAGAACACAGAUCCCUCCUCCAAGAUGCAGUUAAGUUCCUCCUAUUUUCAUCCAGCCACAAACUGGCUGUUCACACAGAGACUGAGCUCAAACACAGCUGCCAAAGAGACCCAUCUUCAUCUCCACAUGCAGCACAAACACACCAUCUGGAUUCCCUAAAACUCCCAGUCGACAGUGAAGAACGGCUUUAUCAUGGAGAACAGCUUAAACCAAGAAGCAGAGGAAAAUCCCUACCUGUGUUUUCAGAGAACACCAUCUCUCAGACGUAAAUGGAGAAAGCGCUAUGGAGGCCUGGAUGGAAACAAACUGCUGGAGCCGAAUAAAGAGGACGACACAAGAGAGAUUGGAGAGCUGACGGAGCCACUGAAGUUGAAGGAAACUAAAUCCGCAGGGAACAUUCCUCAACAUGUGCCAAGAAAUACCUUUCCACAGCAGAGGCCAGUCAAUUACGUCUCACCAGGCUCUACAGGCAUGCCAUCUUUUAUAAGCAAUGGGGGCACAAAACGGACUGUUCCAGAGCAUGAAAAACUUCAUGCCGGCCAAGCGUGGCAACACUUGGGCCGACAAGACACCCAUCAAGGACAUUUUAAGAAAAAAGUGGCUGCUGAUGUGCUGUUUGAUAGUUUCGCCUCUGGAGGAAGAGUUAACUGCAAUCAGUUUUUUGAGGCCCUGUGGAGCUCAGGGAUUAUCCGAACAGAUCCACGGAUUAAAGACUGCUACAGCCUGAUGAGAAAACUUCAGGAAGCGGAUGGAACGGUUGACAGGAGCAUGUUUCACAGGUGCGUGACAGGCUUUGUGUCGUUCAUCCUGAAGGCACUGCAGGGGCGAUUUGUCAUUCCUGAUUUCUCGACUUUUGCAGAGGAAACACAAAAGCUGUUUAUUAAAUGCAAACAACUGUCCUCUGUGAAGGAGAAAGAAGAUGUAGGAGACAGUGGCACAAAAUGGGGCAUUUCGGUGUGUACUGUAGAUGGGCAAAGACUUUCUUUAGGAGACUGGGCUGAACCUUGCACUCUGGGAGAAAUUUCCUGGCCUCUUAUAUACGGCCUGGCAGUGGAUCAGCAGGGCUCAGACUACGUGCACAGAUAUGUGGGAAUGGAGGAAUAUUCCAAAUACGAGUCUCUGUUCACCCUGACCAAACAAGGUGUUCCUCAUAGUCCGCUGGUUGAGACAGGAGCAAUUAUCUGUACUUCUUUAUUACAGCUAGCAACAAGACCAGUCACUGAUGAGGAGGAAAAGUAUGAGUCUGUUUUGAAUAUAAUCCGAAGACUGUGCAACAAGGAGCACGUAAACCUCAACUGCACCAGUUAUCAAGACCUGCGAAAAGACAUCGUCCGUCUCCACGCUCUUUCAUUUUACUUGCAGGAAAAGAAAUGCUUUCCAGAAGGUGUGGGGAUCAAUGCAACGCUGGAUUUACUGUUGCAGUGUUUAUCAACAGAAGUCACAUGCGAGUCUGGUGCAGCUUUGGCAGCAACGCUUGCUAACGGAGGCCUGUGCCCGCUAUCUGGUGACCAAGUGAUGUCACCCCAUGCCGUCCGCAGUACCCUGACCAUGAUGCAGGUGGCUGGCAUGAAUGAUUAUUCCAGAGCGUUUCAUUUCAGGGUGUCUGUCCCUGCCAAGUCCAGUCAGUCUGGUGUUGUGCUGAUGGUGGUUCCUGCAGUUCUGGGACUCAUGUGUUGGUCACCUGGACUGGAUUGCAAUGGAAAUUCCUGGAGGAGUGUUCAUUUCUGUGAGGAGCUGGUUUCAACCUUCCAGCUGCACAGUUUUGACAUCAGGACUCCCUUCAGGCAGGUGCUGUGUUACAGACAGUGGAAGGUGGAGUCAGAGGGGUACCAGAUCAUGAAUGUACUGCUGGCUGCUUAUAGAGGGGACCUGGUAUCUUUGCGCAGGUACCUUCUGUCAGGAGCAGAUGUGAAUGCAGUGGAUUAUGAUGGACGUUCAGCACUGCAUGUCGCUGCCUCUGAGGGCCGUCUGGAUGUCAUCAGGUUCCUGGUGGAAAAUGCAGGAGCAAACUGUCAUCUGAAGGACAGGUGGGGAAAGACUGCCUUACAGGAGGCCAUGAGAUGCAAUCAAGACCCUGCCAUCCAGUUUCUAAAGAAGCACACAGAUAAUGAAGAGAGUUUAUGAUGACAUACUCAGAACCCACUAAGUGCAUUUAUUUAAAGAUUUGAUAUUUACAUUUGAGAUAUGAAGAAUGUUAUAAAAAAGCACCAGAGGCUUGGAUGGAAAAUAUUAGUGUGUUGGCAAAAGUCCCAGAAAGCCACUCACUGCUUAUUAAGAAUCACAAAAAGAGAUUGAAACCGUGGUUUCUCAAUAAAUGCUUCAACAGCAUGUGUUUACUCA
Messenger RNA from Danio rerio (zebrafish), 2427 nucleotides. NCBI's taxonomy places the organism in Eukaryota, Metazoa, Chordata, Actinopteri, Cypriniformes, Danionidae. The record is from RefSeq and is a predicted model, not a curated record.